UUCUCAUCCGUGUGUUCAGCGUAAUAUUUGAGAACAAUUGAUUAACAAUUGAGAAAUCCUCGGGAAGUGAGACAUCAACAGUAUUGCCAUCACACAGCCUACAACAGGUAUUGUCCAGUGGGAGAAUUAUGAUUACGGCUCACAUCUAUGUGACACAUUGGACCCGGCAGGCCUGGAAAUGAGUCGAUCAUUGGAGACGACAUCUUUACUGCUGUGGAGUUCAUGCUGCUGUCACCCUUUUUUGCAUAAUGGCGAUAUUGAUGAUUAUUCGCAGUGUAAUGAGGAGAAACACCUGAUCAAAGACUUGUUCACAGGCUACAACAAGAAUAUUCGCCCGGUGGUUCAUCCUGAAGACAAGGUGGAGGUUCAGAUCAAGCUGACCCUCACUAACCUCAUCUCUCUGAAUGAAAAGGAAGAGACGCUUACGACCAAUGUGUGGAUUGAGAUUCAAUGGGCCGAUUAUCGUCUUGCCUGGAACGCAUCUGAUUAUUAUGGAAUUGAGCUUAUUCGUGUCCCAUGCAACACUGUUUGGCUUCCUGACAUUGUCCUUGAGAACAACAUUGAUGGCAAGUUUGAUGUGGCUUACUAUGCCAAUGUGUUGAUAAGCAACACUGGUUGGAUGUACUGGCUGCCACCUGCUAUCUAUCGCAGCACAUGUGCCAUAGAGAUCACCUACUUCCCAUUCGAUUAUCAGAACUGCACACUAGCUUUCAGAUCCCAGACGUACAGUGCCAAUGAGGUUGACCUCAUCUUGGCUGUUGGAGAGACAGCAGAGACUAUUGAGUGGGUGGACAUCGAUCCGGAGGCUUUCACAGAGAACGGUGAGUGGGCCAUCGUCCAUCGUCCAGCCAGGAAGAUGAUCAACAAACGGUAUUCCCCAGAUGACCUAGAGUACCAGGAGAUCCUGUUCAACCUGGUCAUCCAAAGGAAGCCCCUCUUCUACGUCAUCAACAUCAUCCUGCCCUGCUCCCUCAUCUCUUCGCUGGUCGUUCUGGCCUACUUUCUACCUGCACAAGCUGGGGGACAAAAGCUGACUGUGUCCAUCUCUGUCUUGCUGGCUCAGACUGUCUUCCUCUUUCUUAUUGCUCAGAAGAUCCCUGAGACGUCACUCUCUGUUCCUCUCAUUGGCAAGUACCUGAUCUUUGUCAUGAGUGUCACUACCCUCAUUGCCACCAAUCAAAUUGUGGUGCUGAACUUCUCCCUGCGCAGCCCAAGCACUCACACCAUGUCCUACAGCAUCAAACAUUUGUUCCUGGAAAUGGUGCCUCGCUUCCUGGGCAUGUCCCCUCUGGUGGAAGAGGGUGAGGAGACAGCAGAGGUAAACGGAGUGAGGGAGCGGCGGCGCAGCUCCUUUGGCCUCAUGCAGAGAGCAGAGGAAUAUGUGCUGAAACAACCUCGCAGUGAGAUGAUGUUUGACAAGCAGAGAGAGAGGCAUGGUCUCACCAGAUCAGUUGUGGAUAACAUCGAUGUCAGCAGCACAGCCAACUUGUACAAGAGUUUGGCCCAAGCUGCACCUGAGAUCAAGCAAUGUGUAGAUGCCUGCAACUUCAUUGCCGAGAGUACAAGACAACAAAAUGACAUUGGAUCUGAAAUUGAAAGCUGGGUCCUGAUCGGGAAGAUGAUUGACAAGGUUUGCUUCUGGGCUGCCAUUCUCCUCUUCAUCAUUGGCACAGUGGGGAUCUUCUUAACGGGACACUUCAACCAGGCGCCUGAGCUACCAUUUCCUGGGGAGAACAAAAGAUAUGUCCCUAGUUAAAUUAAAUCUAUUUGCCGUAAGGAAACAUUACCAAGGGUCACUGUGCCUCAUGCCGUCCCUACAGCUGAGAGGUCUUGCUCAUUGAGUCCAAGGCUCCGAUUGAGGGUUGAGUUAACAGAGAUGUGACAGCAAAUCUAUGUGUUCACACUCGAGGCUCAGACUUGCCUUUGUGAGCACUCGUCAAGCAGCCGAAGGUUUUCAUUCAAACUCGCAAGUUAGUUCUGAGUUCUCUGUGUUAAUGUAUGUUCUUUGGCUGUGUGCAUUGAAUGGGUGGAUCAGUUGUAGUUAACAAACUUGUGUUUUAAAUCAUUGCCAUCAUCAUCAUCUAAAUCAUACCAAGUUUAAUUAAUUAAUUGAUUGUGAUAUUUUGGGCUAUAAAACAAUGUUCAGGUCAAGGCAAGUCACCACCAUGCUAAGAAAGAAAGUCAUUGCUGUUACACUGAAGAACUUUUCAGAUUUUGCCAUAAGCACACACACACUAAUACACUGAUGAUCUGAUUUCAUUUGGUCUGCACAACUUGUUCAUCUUUCAUGGGCUCACAAGAAUCGUCCAUGUAUCACACUGAGAAACACAUCUGCUGAUAUCUGGAUAGGUUUCCCUGCAUGUACUAUGUCUUAUGUGAAGAAACUGUGCAUGUAACUUGAGCCAGUGACUCUGAAUCAAAGCCUUAUUCUUCUUACUAUGACUUAUUUAUUAGGAAGUCUUGUUAGGGUUAGAUGGCUCAGAGGCAUAUUGUCUUUAUUCAUUGUGCCAUGUUUUUUAAAUAAAUAUUUUAUUUUGUGCACUGAGA
This is a messenger RNA of Acanthopagrus latus (yellowfin seabream), 2547 nucleotides long. It is a transcript of the gene chrne, whose product is annotated as cholinergic receptor, nicotinic, epsilon. Gene Ontology annotation, biological process: monoatomic ion transmembrane transport; nervous system process; signal transduction. The transcript has 12 exons. Gene Ontology annotation, cellular component: postsynaptic membrane; synapse; neuron projection. Bases 179 to 1756 code for a protein of 525 amino acids. The record is from RefSeq and is a predicted model, not a curated record. NCBI's taxonomy places the organism in Eukaryota, Metazoa, Chordata, Actinopteri, Spariformes, Sparidae. Gene Ontology annotation, molecular function: acetylcholine-gated monoatomic cation-selective channel activity; transmembrane signaling receptor activity.